Messenger RNA from Xyrauchen texanus (razorback sucker), 1099 nucleotides. RefSeq names its product nuclear body protein SP140-like protein. The record is from RefSeq and is a predicted model, not a curated record. Gene Ontology annotation, molecular function: DNA binding; DNA-binding transcription factor activity, RNA polymerase II-specific. Lineage: Eukaryota; Metazoa; Chordata; Actinopteri; Cypriniformes; Catostomidae. Gene Ontology annotation, biological process: regulation of transcription by RNA polymerase II. The transcript is spliced from 8 exons. Bases 33 to 1010 code for a protein of 325 amino acids. Gene Ontology annotation, cellular component: nucleus.
CUGUAACAGAUAAAUACACAACCAACAACACUAUGGACCUGGGUUUUUUCACAAAGGAGCAGUUGUUUGACGUUUUCCGUAAAAACAAGACAAAGCUAUCUACAAUUAAAAAACCAAAGACGCUUCUCCGCCAUCUUGAGGACAAUGGAGUCAUUAGAAAAGGGCUUUAUGAAGAGCAGAAACUUGUUGAGGACCCUGAUGAGAGUGUGUACAAAGUGUUGACGCAUAUUGAAAAGAUGGGAAAAGAGCACGUUUGGAAGUUUUGGAAUUGUGUGAACCAGGAACAUAUCUUAGAGCGUUAUUCCCAGCUCUCCAAGUUGACUAAAGAGCUGAAUAUAGAGCUGAAGAACUCACAUGAGAGCAAUUAUUUGAGGAAGAACAACAACACUGCAGAGAAAUCAAAGCAUCAAGAUGCUGGAAAAGAAACAGUGGUUAAAAAAAGGAAGUCAGAGAGCAACUGUGAGAGUAUCCAAGCUGGACCGUCAUCACAAAGCACUACCAGUCAGCGGAAGACACCUGAACAUGUGGGAAGAGCUCCUGAUAGUCAUUCUUUGAGGAAGAACAACAAGACUGCAGAGAAAUCAAAGCAUCAAGAUGCUGGAAAAGAAACAGUGGUUAAAAAAAGGAAGUCAGAGAGCAACUGUGAGAGUAACAAAGCUGGACCGUCAUCACAAAGCACUACCAGUCAGCGGAAGACAGCUGAACAUGUGGGAAGAGAGGAACAAAAGGAUCUCUGGGACUUGCCUGUGAAUAAGAAAUGGCUUCCGGUCAAAUGUGGGAAGGAAAAGGCCAAGCUGAACAGAAAUGCACUGAAUAGAAGAAAGCGAGACUGCAUUAAGCAUCGUGGAAAAAUAAUUACCCCAUGGAAAUUCGAGCAGCUUGGUGGGAAAGAAUCAUGCCACAACUGGAAGAAAAGCAUAUUAUGCCAAGGCAUAAACCUCAUAACUCUAAUGAAGAGGGGUGAUUUGAAGAUACCUGGUCAUGUGGGAAAAUUUACUCUCCGUAAAUGAUGUUCUUCCAUAACGCAGUCAUCAAUAAUUCAUCCACCAAAGCUUCAAAAUAUUGACCUGUUUAUUGGCAAAAUAUUGGCAUGUUUAUA